AUGGAGUUUAUACCGGAAGAGAGUUCUAAUGAUGUUAACUUAAGCACGGGAUGUUCAAAGGAUAAGAGAAGUGUUAUUUUUGAAACUUUGCUAAAACACAGUGUGAAUGGAAAAGUGAAAUAUGGUUCAAUUAAAGAUGUUGCAAAUGUGUACUCUGUUUCUACAAGAACUGUUAGUCGAAUAUGGGAAAAAGGGAUUGCUUGUGUUGCAAACGNCAAAGGAAAACCGGAAGGCCUAAGAAUCAUCAUCCCAACAAACUCUAGAUCAGGUGGAUUCCAGAGGAAAAAAGAAUUAGAGCAUCAUCAUAUGCAUGAAGGUCCUUCAAACCCAGAUCCAAAUCCAUCCUUACUAAACAACAAAGAUACAACCCAGCAAGUAUUGCCUCAAAGAUUGGCUGAUACUGUUCUAACCACCUUAAUUCGCUACCGAGAAUGCCUGAAGAACCAUGCUGCCAACACAGGCGGCCAUGUAGUGGACGGCUGUGGAGAAUUCAUGCCCAGUGGAGAAGAGGGCACCCCAGAAGCCUUGAAAUGUGCAGCUUCCAAUUGUCACCGCAAAGGAAUCAGGCAUGGUAGGAGCACCUUUCAGACACAAAACCCACCAAUGUUGCCCCAGCAACAACAUUACAGGGGGGCCGUGCCACACCCGGUCAGAGUUCUGGCAGAAUCAUCAAGUGAAGAUCUCAAUGCCGGUGAUGGGCAAGGGCUAAUGCAAGUGCCCUCAUCAAAGAAAAGGUUUAGAACAAAGUUCACCCAACAGCAGAAACAACAAAUGCAUGAAUUUGCCGAGAAAAUAGGGUGGAGGAUCCAGAAGCAAUAUGAUCAAGAAGUGUACAAGUUUUGCAGUGAAGUGGGUGUGAAGAGACAAGUGUUCAAGGUCUAG
Ipomoea triloba (trilobed morning glory) is the source of this 882-nucleotide messenger RNA. RefSeq names its product zinc-finger homeodomain protein 2-like. The transcript is spliced from 2 exons. Gene Ontology annotation, cellular component: nucleus. Gene Ontology annotation, biological process: regulation of developmental process; regulation of DNA-templated transcription. Bases 1 to 882 code for a protein of 293 amino acids. Gene Ontology annotation, molecular function: DNA-binding transcription factor activity; transcription cis-regulatory region binding. Lineage: Eukaryota; Viridiplantae; Streptophyta; Magnoliopsida; Solanales; Convolvulaceae. The record is from RefSeq and is a predicted model, not a curated record.